AUGAUUAAUAAGAAGAAACACAAACAUAUAAGUUACAGAGAGAGCUUACUACUGCCAAGAAUAAUAGAAUCAAUAAAAAAUAAUAAAGUACUUGUAACACUCAAUAAUGGAUUAAAUAUAGUGGGAUUUGUAGAAUCUUAUGGGAAAAAGGUAAAAACCCUCAAAAUACACCAGGCUCUAGAAGAACUGAGUUUAUUUACAAAAUCUACAAACUUUAACAAAAAAUUAAAUGAAAUCAUUGAAUUCUAUUAUGAAAAGUAUAAUUUACAAAACUGUGUAAGUAGGAAUGUUAAGUUUUUUCCUGAUUUUAAAUCUUUUGUUAUUUUAACAAAUUGUUCUAUUAACUAUAAUAAAAAGAACGUAAAACUGUCAAAAGUAUCGAUUAAUGAAUCCAACAUCGCUGUUCUCACUCCUAUCAUUAGGGAAUCAGAAACCGAUAAAUCCAAUCACGUUUCUAACAAACUACUUGAUAUUAAAAACCUUAUAUUGACCAAUCAUAUGAAAGAAAUAAAAAGGGAAGGAUACCUAAAGUGUGAUCGUUUAGGCAAAUAUGCAACAUAA
Molecule: messenger RNA, 561 nt
Organism: Theileria annulata
Lineage: Eukaryota; Apicomplexa; Aconoidasida; Piroplasmida; Theileriidae
Exons: 1
Coding region: 1-561 (186 amino acids)
Source: RefSeq, a predicted model, not a curated record